AUGGAUGAUACUUUUCAUUUCAUAGGUCCGGUUAACCCUGAAUUUCUCUGUCCAGAAGUGUGCAUAAAAACACUCCAGGAUACAUCUUCUGAUGAGGAAAGUACACCAAAAGAUAAGAGGGGGUCAGAAUUCAGGGAUGGUUCUGACAUCUGCCAACCCGUUCUUAGGCUUGUGGAUGAAGAAAACCUACUCGUUCUCCCUCCCGAAGACCAAGAAGAGAAAAGUGAUGUUGAUACAACACUGUACGACGAUCGUAGUGACGUCGGAACGCCAUCAACCGUGAUAAAUAAGCCGGAAACCCCACAUAAAUCACCAGAAACAGCUGAAGGUCAAGUUUGCAAGAAAAAAAAGAAAAAGAAACAUCUCAUAGUCAAUCUUUCAAACUGUAAAUAUGAAUCAGUACGUAGAGUUCUGAAACGAUUUGGCUUCCGAGAGACUGAAGAUGACGAAGAUUGGUGUCUCUAUUGGACCGAUUAUUCAGUUACUAUUGAUAAGGUUCUGGUUAUGAAACAGUGGCAGAAAAUAAAUCAUUUUCCAGGAAUGUCUGAAAUUUGUCGGAAAGAUAGUUUAGCGCGUAAUUUAAAUAGAAUGAUCAGAUUAUUUCCCAAAGACUAUAAUAUAUUUCCAAAAACUUGGUGUCUUCCAUCAGAUUGGAAUGAUAUUCAAAAUUAUGCUAAGAAGCAUAAAAGUAAAACGUUUAUUAUAAAACCAGAUAAUGGAUGUCAAGGUCGUGGUAUUUAUAUCACUAAAAAUGCUAAAGAUAUUCGACCAGUGGAAAAUAUGAUUUGCCAAGUGUACAUAUCUAAGCCUUUUCUUAUCGAUGGAUAUAAAUUCGACUUGAGAAUUUAUGUUCUGCUUACUUCAUGUGACCCACUACGUUUAUUUGUAUUUAAAGAUGGCCUAGUACGUUUUACUACAUGUUCUUAUAUUGAACCAAAUCAACGUAAUGUACAUGACAUGUAUAUGCAUUUAACAAAUUAUGCUGUACAGAAACAUAGCGAAGGCUAUAUCAGAGAUAAUGAAGAAGGAGGAACAAAACGCCGAAUUACAACGCUUAAUCGAUGGUUUAAAGAUAAUGGUUAUGAUGUGAAAAAGAUUUGGGAAGACAUAGAUGAUGUGAUCAUUAAAACAUUACUAUCUGGUUAUGCUAUAAUUAGACAUAAUUAUCGAACUUGCUUUCCAAAUCAUAUUCAAACAUCAGCAUGUUUUGAAAUUCUUGGCUUUGACAUAAUAUUCAACCACAGAUUAAAGCCAUAUGUUCUUGAAGUGAAUCAUUCACCAAGUUUUACUACAGACAGUAAAUUAGAUAAAGAAAUUAAAGAAGCUAUGCUCUGGGAUACUGUACAACUUGCACAUUUCAAUGCAGUUAGUAAAAAGAAAUGUUGUGAUGAAGAAAGAAAACGCAUUCGAAAUCGUUUAUUACAUAAAAAUAUUGAUAAAGAUCAUAGAUGUUCACUCGAACGUGAUAUUGAAAGAUAUCAAGCACUAAGUGAAAAAUAUGAGAAUAGCCAUAUGGGUAAUUUUCGUCUGAUUUAUCCAUCAAGCGAUCUGGAAAAAUAUUCACAAUUUCUCAAUCCAACUGCAACAUUUUAUCAGGAAACAGUUACUUACAAAGUAAGAAGUGAAUGUGCAAGACAACUAAGAGAAGAAAUAAGACUUAAACAAGAAAAAUUGGAUUUAAUUGCAAACAAACAUAAGCAAAGUCAAUCUGAAAGUCCAGCUCCCAAAAGAUUAAGAAUUAAAAUAAACACUGGAUUAUUAUCUCAGCAAUUAAUAAAAUCAGUUAACAAUGAUGAAAUAAUCAAUAAUUCUAAUCAAUUAAUACCCAUAAAUAAAGUGGGUUUUAAUGUCAAUAACAAACAAAACAAUCAGGAGGAACAAAGGAAACCUGAUAAAUGUUUAGAAGUCUCUACAGAAGGAAAACAAGAAAAGGACAGUAAUGAUAACCACUCUGAUAAUCAGACAUUGAUUAAGUCUACGUUAAACAAUGUCGAACUUUGUGUAAAUACUAAAUUGCCACAACCUAUACUUGAUAAUGAAGAAGCUGAACGUAGAAAUGAAUUAAAAAGACGAGAAGAUCAAAUGCACAAAAUAGGUUUAAUUUCAAUGCUUUAUGAAUUAUUUGCACAUUCACAUUCUUUAAAAUACAAAGACAAAAAAGAAUUUAACGAAUUAUAUUUAGAUAAUAAUACUAAUACAGAACAAAACUGUACAGAACAUCGACAAUCACAACAGAAAGCAGAUAAAAAGAAGGAAAGAGAACUGAAUGUUCUAAAACCAACAGCUUCAUGGAAAAAUCGUACACAGUUAUCAGGAAGACAAAAGUACUGGAUUAAGAAUCAAGAACAUGAAAACUCUGCUAAAGAAAAACCAGAUAUCAUACAUGAUACAAAAAUAACUCCAGUAGUAUGGGAUAAUCCAAUUGAGAAAAACAAACCGUCGCUUGUUCCAGUAGCGAAUCAAUGUUGUAAUAAUUAUUUUGUGCGACUGAAUGGAAGUCGUUGUAUUAAUUCAGCUCAACCAUCCAUAAAUAAUCUUACUUUUGGUGCGUUUCCAUCUCAUCAAUUUCAUAAGAUACAUCAGCGAAAAUCCCAACAAUCUUACCGUGUACAUUCCGGUAAUCUUUGUGACGGAGGAAUACAUUCAAACUCUUCAAUGAUAAAUCCGACCAAUGGUCAGAUAAUUCAAAAUUUACCAGUGAAUCUUGAUAGUCAAUCAUUUUAUCAAGAUUGUAAUGAUACAAAUUUUACUGGCAAGAAAAGUCAUCAAUCAGUAAAAAAUUCGUCGUUUGAAAGUAUAUGUAAUCCGAUUCACACAUCUUUACGAAUAAAUGAAAAUUAUGGUUCCCUACCUUCAAGAAGUAUCCGAUCUAAUUCAGCGAAUACUUCCAGACAGCAUAGUCAUAAUUCCUCUAGCAAAAAAGCACCUAAUGACUCUGACAGUGUUAAAACAGCGGAAAAAUAUAAAACCCCACUACCUACACUGGUCAAUCCUCGUGUGAACACAUCCCAUAACAGCCAUGGUCCGCAGUUAAUAAUCAAUGGUUUAAUGCCAGUUGUCUCGUCGGCGAAAUUAAAUCGAGUUACUAAGAGAACUUCAAACCAAGAAUAUUACCGAACAGUUUUAAACGAAUAA
Schistosoma mattheei is the source of this 3135-nucleotide messenger RNA. NCBI's taxonomy places the organism in Eukaryota, Metazoa, Platyhelminthes, Trematoda, Strigeidida, Schistosomatidae. The record is from the annotation of a GenBank genome assembly.